AUGGCGAAAAGAAGAAAAAGCCUUGCUGACCAAGUUCCCACUGAAAUCUUUUGGUCUAUCUUCAACAAGUUAAGUUUCAUAGAUCUGAUUCAAGCCAAAGCUGUUUGUUCUUCUUGGAAUUUAGCUGCAGAAGAGUUCGUUACAAAGAUGCCAUGGCUAAUGCUUCCUUCGAAGAAAGAAGUUGAAGAAGGAGACGGUGCUUUUGUUAACAACAAUGGCUACAAUGGGUUUUUCAAUCUGUGUGAAAAUAGGGUUUAUAACUUGAAAACCACGCCAAUGGAAUUCAGGGAAAGCUGUUGUAUUGGUUCAUCGAAUGGAUGGUUAGUUUUCUUGGAACACAAGGCAGUCCCCUUUUUAUUCAACCCUUUCAAGCAAAUCAAAAUACACCUCCCUUCUGUUGAUUAUCUUUUAGGGUUAAAAAAGAUGGAAAGAAACGAAGAUGGUGAGUAUGAACUUGAUUAUCUUAAAAAGAAUCAAAGGUUUUUUUUCAAGGUCUGCGGGAAACAACAAGUACGAGAAUGUUUUAUUCAGAAGGCAAUCCUGUCUGGAAAACCAGAUUGUAAUGAAAACUUCGGUGUGGUUUUGUUAUGCAACAAUCGUGAAGAGAUUGCUUAUCAUCAACGUGGAUACAAUUCUUGGACCGUCAUUGAUGUUAGCCAUCCACCUUACCAAGACAUAAUCUGCUAUAAAAACCAUAUCUACGCAUUGAGUGAUAACAAUAGUAUCGAAGUAUGGGAUUUAGGCGGCAGGGACUACGUUGGCCGGAUCGUCAAAAAGUCCGAUAUCGUUCUUCCCUUUCCCGAUAAGUCACAUACCAAAGGAAAUUCUUUAAGAGGUUUUGGUACCAGCAAGUUCUAUUUGGUCGAAUCAUGUGAUGAUCUUCUCCUUAUUGUGAGAUUCAUUGGGGAUUAUGUGGAUCUUGAUGGAACAUUACUUACUGAGUGGGAUCUUUUAACUGAAACCUGCACCCAACCCAAAAUAUGUCCUUACAGAACAUGUUUCUUCCAUGUUUAUAAACUGGAUUUCAAUGAACUAAAAUGGGUGGAAGUCGAAUCUUUAAAUGAUCGAGCUUUGUUCUUGGGUGGGAAUCAAUCUGUUUCGGUCUCCGUUCAAUCUUUUCCAAACUGCGAAACAAAUUCUAUUUACUUCACCGAUGAUUGUUGGCAGAAAAUGGAAGAAGAUUAUAAUUAUGGUGGUCAUGAUAUGGGCAUAUAUAACAUUAAAGAUGAAAGUUUCAAGCCAAUUUAUGAGUUUUCUUCAGACAAGAUUCAACCACCACCUUGUUGGAUCAUCCCAUCAUCUAUGUUAGAAUCCCAGCUUGGACAAUGUGUUGCAAGCUUGCCGGGCUGUAACUAAAUUUUUUUUUCAUCAGAUAU
This is a messenger RNA of Gossypium arboreum, 1376 nucleotides long. RefSeq names its product F-box protein SKIP23-like. The transcript has a single exon. Gene Ontology annotation, molecular function: protein binding. The record is from RefSeq and is a predicted model, not a curated record. The coding region runs from base 1 to 1356 and encodes 451 amino acids. NCBI's taxonomy places the organism in Eukaryota, Viridiplantae, Streptophyta, Magnoliopsida, Malvales, Malvaceae.